Messenger RNA from Apis laboriosa (Himalayan honeybee), 4334 nucleotides. RefSeq names its product histone acetyltransferase KAT7 (gene chm). NCBI's taxonomy places the organism in Eukaryota, Metazoa, Arthropoda, Insecta, Hymenoptera, Apidae. The coding region runs from base 137 to 2881 and encodes 914 amino acids. The record is from RefSeq and is a predicted model, not a curated record. The transcript has 13 exons. Gene Ontology annotation, molecular function: histone acetyltransferase activity; zinc ion binding. Gene Ontology annotation, biological process: regulation of DNA-templated transcription. Gene Ontology annotation, cellular component: nucleus.
ACAAAAUGGAAGAUUUGUUGUUUUAAUCAAGUUUAUUGUAAAUAAAUUCCAUACAUGUUCAGGAGGAAAAUAGAUAUUAUUGCAGAAAUGAUUUUAAAUACCAUUUGUUGCUUACUUAAAAGAUAGCACCGUAGAAAUGACUCCAAAAUGGAAAACCACUAGUUCAGAAUCUACUACAACAACUAGUUCUGGUUCUUCAUCAAGUAGUUCUUCAAGUUCAGGCAGUGAAUCUAGUUCAUCUGAUUCUGAAAAUUCUAGCAGUUCUGCUAAUAGUCAAAAAGUAUCUGAUACAGAAAGGACAAAAAAGAAAACAACAUUCCCUCCUAAUAGACAUGGCAAAUCUAAAGUUGAUACAGCUGUUACUCCUUCUGUAGAAAAUAAAAACAAAGAUAGAGUACCACCAAAAAAUAGAUCUGUGGUAUAUUCUUCAGAAUCAGAAGGAUCACCAAGUAAAGUAAAAGCAAUAACAAAAAGGAAGCCACCUACUAAACCGAAAGCAACUGCUACAGUAGCACCUGUUGUUAAACAACAAAGGCCACCUGCUAAGUCAGUGGCUACUACUGGUCAACAAAAAAAUGUACCAAAUCCUAAAACAAUUGCUAACAAACCAAAUAAACCUUGUGCCUCUACAAGUGCUAAUGGAAAAGGUCCUGAGAAAUCUAUAAAAACGAUUUCUGAACCUGUACAAAAAAAGCUAAAAAAGAAGAGUAUAUUCAGUCCUGAGAAUAGUAGUGAAAGUGACAAUGGUAUUCCAACAAAAACUAAUUCUGUAAAACCUAUAAAUAGUUCUACGAAAUACACAAAAAAUCAACAAUCUAAACCAAAACCAAAUGAUGCAAAACAGAAAGCAGUUGCUCCAAAUAGAUCUAGUUUAUUAACUAAAUCUGCACAAUCUCAAAAAUCAGAUAGUUCUGCAAGUUCGAAAAGCUGUUCUGCAGGAUCAGGUUCAUCAGCUUCUACAGAUAGUAGCACAGAUUCUGAAUCAUCAGAAAGUGUUACAAGUCCACAACCACAAACAAAGAAAAAAGAUACUCAACCAAGUACAACAAUAAAUGCCACUACAAACGUUCCACCAAAGCGACCUUCUGCAGCAGUUGCACCUGUAAAACCACAAAAGUGUACAAAAAGACAAAAUACAAUAAAAAGCGAAGAUGAAGCCGACGCGUCCGCGAGUGAGAAAGAAAUGGAUGAACAUGGUGAAACGGGCACGUCGAAAGCAACUACUAAAGGCAAACGAAAACUUCAGACUCGAAAAGGUAGCAAAUUGCUUCAACUACAAGCAAAGGCAGCCAGCGAUUCGGAAUCCGAUACAGUAUGGUUCUCAGGUACGGAAACGGUAGCGUGUAAACGUAUCCUGCAAAUUCCGCUGAUCCGGUGUGAUUUAUCGAGAGUAGCUGAGAGCAAGAGGAGUGCCAGCAAAUCGCCCGUUAAACGUGCUGGACCUAGUACUGCAGCCAGACAUUCAUCCGCAGCCAACAGAAUACCACAGAACAGUGGUACAUCAAAUGCUACUACUGGAAGAUCAGGACAAGGCAAUUAUGGCCGUACGCGCGUAAACAAGGAGAGAGAAUGUCCCCUAGCACCAACAUGCGAUUCUCGGGGCCAUCUCUCUGGAAAGCUCGAUUCGCAUUUCACUUUAGAAGCUUGUCCUUUGUAUCACAACACUACGCCACAAGCUUGCGCAGAAUUUUAUAAAGAGAGGAAAAAACGCGAAGAAGAGAGGAAAAAAGCCAUAGCAUGUUUGGCGAAAAAAUCUCCAAAAGGCUUGCACCAAACAACGGAACAGCGUAAUUAUCAAUUAAAAGUGAGAGAAAUGAGAAAUAAAUGGAAAGGAAACGCUGGUGAUGGAAACGAAAGCGAUAGUAGUUGUGAACUUCAGGGAAACGAGAAAGAUCGUCAACCACGAUUAACAAAUUUAACGCCAGACUACGAUUUAAAAUUAUUUAUGGAAGCGCAAGCGAUCGCAAGUGAAAAAAUCGAAAAAGAAUUAAAAGAAUUAGAUUACGACGGUGAAGGCAGAAAUAGUGGUGGUACACGAGUUAUCGAAAUGGGAAAGUGGGAAAUGGAAGUAUGGUAUCAAAGUCCAUACCCAGAGGAAUUUAGUCGUGCUCCAAAACUUUAUUUAUGCGAAUACUGUUUACGAUAUGCAAAAAGUCGUCAAGUUUUAAGAAGGCAUCGAGAAAAAUGUUUAUGGAGACAUCCGCCUGGACAUGAAGUGUAUAGAAAAGAUAAAAUAGGUGUUUGGGAAGUCGAUGGGAAACGUUACAAGCAAUAUUGUCAAAAUCUCUGUUUAUUGGCAAAAUUCUUUUUGGAUCAUAAGACAUUGUAUUAUGAUGUCGAGCCUUUCCUUUUUUAUGUGAUGACGAUUGGCGAUUCUGAAGGUUGUCACACGGUCGGAUACUUCAGUAAGGAGAAAAAUUCAUUCCUGAAUUACAAUGUGUCCUGCAUUCUGACUCUGCCACCUUAUCAACGCCAGGGAUACGGCCGGCUGCUGAUCGACUUCAGUUACUUAUUGACCAGAGUGGAGAAAAAGAUUGGCUCCCCCGAAAAACCUCUGUCGGAUCUGGGCUUGAUCUCGUAUCGCAGCUACUGGAAGGACGUUUUGCUGCAGUACCUCUGCAACUUCGGGGGCAAGGAACUCUCCGUCAAAGAUAUCAGCAAGGAGAUGGCCAUCGAUUCCUACGAUAUCGUGAGCACUCUGCAGGCCCUCGGUAUGAUGAAGUAUUGGAAGGGGAAGCACAUCAUUCUAAAGAAACAGGACGUGAUCGACGACUACAAGGAGAGGGUGAAGAGACGAGGACCCGUCUACAAAGAGAUCGAUCCGGAGUGUCUGAAAUGGAACCCCUUCCAGCCUCCCAAGACGCCCUCCGCCUCGAACUAAGGCUUGCAGCAGGAGCCCGGAAUGACGCCGACGCCGACGGCGACGGCCUCUCCCUCCCCCUCUAUUUCUCUCUCUUACACACUCGUUCACCGGUGUCGACCAAGGGCGGUGGUCGAUCUCUUUCUUCUUCUUCUUCUUCUUCUUCUGAUCAUUUCCCGUGCUCCUUUUUCUCGAAAGAUGUUCCCAUUCGCCGUUCGAAAUUGCAUUGCGCGGUUUUCACGCUUACAAUGAUACGUGAGAUAAAAUUCGUGAGGAUCCAUCGAAAGAUUCGAAUUUUACGAAAACAUUUAUGAGAAAUCGUCGAGAAUGAAUCCUAUUUUUUUUUCGAGAGAGAAAAUUUUCGAUUGGAAAUUGGCAACGAAUACGUUCGAAAUCAAGUAUCCCUUCGAGCGAUCAUGUCCCAUCCCGAAUUACUUAUUCCGUAAUCAUAUAAUGGGGAAAUAAGAAUCGCCACCCGCGGACCGAGAUCGAGUUUCCUCGGUCGAGAAACGACGAGAACUUGCGGUUCGUUGUCAGCGUCGUUUCGUUCAUCGAUUUUUCGAAUAUAAUCCGUGGCUGUUUUUAGAAAUGAUUUUUAACCAGAUUACGUGUCGUUCGUAUGAUAUGUAACAGCGUCGAACUGUCGCGCGAAGUCGAUGCGAUUUCAACAGGAUAUUCGGCAGGACAAAUUUCUUUAUUCGAAAUCUAUUUAGACGAUAUUGCUUGUAGCUGGUCCAACCGAGACCCACGAACGAGAGAUACGUUAUUGAUCGCGCUUGCGAACUGUACACGGUGAACUGCAAAACGGAGAAUUUCGAGCGUGAUGAACACCGAAAGGCCCGACGUCCUCGGUCGAGCCCAUUAAGCAACGUGAAAAUAACUUGAAAGCUAUCGAGUCAAGGUUGAACAGGAUCAAUUUAAACGGCGCGUUCCUACAGUCGCCGAUAUGCCAGUUGAGGUGACCGUCGUAAAACAUUUUUUUUUUUUUUAAUGUUUUUAAAUCUAGAUAGAACGUUCUUAGGUUUUCAAAUGAUCGUAAAUAUAUCAUAACGUUAUGGUAGAGAAAUACCAUAAAAGGAUAGGUAAUUCGAAUAACGAAAUGGAUGAAUGUUGUACACGUAAGCUUACACACACAUACACACACACACACACUCGCGUAAAUACGAUCAGUGAAAUGAAUUUCUCGUUUGUCUUCUUUAAUUAAGUUUAUUCGUUAUUACUGAUACAAGUAUUCGAGUUGAGAGACACUGCGCGUUUAUCAUUUACAGCGGAAGAACGUUUGUGUCACGUUUCAGUUUUUCUUGCAAAUACUGUUGUAGAUUUUUUUUUUCAAGGUUUAUUCGGCUACCGAUGGUUCCCUUCGUUGACCAAGAGUCAGCUAUUAACAAUCUGUAAAUUAAACAUUUUAUGACCGUGUAUGUUGUAUAAGAUGUACAAUAUUAUUUAUAAGAAUACAAUUUUUAUCAACGACGAU